AUGGCGACCCCAACUAGACAAAAUUUUCCUAACAAUCAAAUCUCAAUUUCUUCAGUAAAAUCCACUCUCAAAGUCUACUCCGUGCCUCUUCUUCUCCUUGCUCUCUCAAUUUUCUUCCAGCUAAUCGUCGUGCCCCGUAACUUCCCUACAACUCACUACGAUGUUUUGGGUAUCCAGAAGUAUAGCUCCAUUGAAGAGGUGAAUCGGGCCUAUGAGAAGAUAGCCUCCAAGUGGGAUUCAAAUGUUGAAAUUCCUCCUUCUGUUGAUCUUAUUGAGGUCCGGUAUGCUUUUGAGCUUCUUACGAAUAAGCUGUGGAAGAGGGAUUAUGACAUAUUCAAUAUCGACGAGCAGUUUCAUAUGAUUGAAAAGGUCAAGGCACAACAUACGGGAGCACAUAUUUAUGAUAUUGACCUUCCAUUGAUUAAAGCUACUGCCUCUGAUCUUGAAGAUUCAUUCAGUGUUAUCAACUCCCCGAAUUUUUCAUCCAUGUUUGAAGAUGACAAGGCAUCACUAGUACAGAUUAUUUCAUAUGGAAGCAAACGUUGUGCACAAUUUUCUCCUAAUUGGAAGAGAAUUGUUAAUCUGCUAGAUGGGGUUGCAAAUACUGGAGUUGUUGAACUUGGUGACGUUCAGCUUGCUUUAUAUCUAGCUGAGAAAAAAUCCAGUGGACAACCUUUCUUCAGAAAUGGACUUCCAGCCCUCGUAUCUUUCCCCCCUGGGUGUAAAAGUUCCAGUUGUCUUCAGAGGUACAAUGGUGAGCUUUCUGUGGAUACAAUUACUGAUUGGUUGGCAACAGGCAUCCUAAACCUGCCCCGAAUUCUUUAUUACUCGAAGGAGUCGAUGGUGCAUAAUUUUCUGGCUAAAAGUAAACCUCAUAAGGUCAGAGUCAUUUUCUUCUCGACAACUGGAGAACGUGCUACUCCAUUUAUUCGUCAGGCUGCUAAAAACUAUUGGGCAUAUGCCACUUUUGCAUUUGCUUUAUGGAAAGAAGAGGACUCUUCUUUUUGGUGGAAUAUUUUCGGUGUGGAAUCUGCUCCAGCGGUAGUAUUCCUGAAAGAUCCUGGAGUUAAACCUGUUGUUUAUCAAGGUCCAGUCAACAGUUCAUUGUUUAUAGAUUUAAUGGAGAAUAAUAAACUUCAUGUGCUACCCCAGUUAAGGAAUGUGACUUCAGUAGAGUUGGGCUGUAGUUCUCGAGGUUAUUCACGUGCCGGCAGUGAUACCAAGAUUUGGUAUUGUGCCAUUGUUGCUGGAAGACAGAGCCAGGAACUCAAUAAAAUGCGUGAAACCAUGCGCAGCAUCCAAGAAAAACUUUCAAAUGACGGAGAGCUAGAUGCAGUUGAUCUAGAGCCAAUUUCAGCUCCAGCAGCGUUAGCACUGAAACAAAAACGACUGACGCUUGCCUGGCUAGAUGGGGAGGCACAGAAGAGCUAUUGCUUCUUCCAUAUCCAUUCAGAAACUAGCUAUGAAACAUGCGGACCUAGGAGGGGUAUAACUGAUGCGGCGCAGUUGUUUAUUGUGCGCUAUGAGAGGAAUGUUACUGAAGAACCAAAGAAAGCUACGAAACCGACGAAACCACUAUUUCAAGCAUGGCAUAAUGUCGAUGCUGAUCCGGCAUCCACACUUGUAGCCAAGUACAAUGGCUCAAGUGAAAUUUCAGAGAUCAUAAGAUGGAUGUCUAAAACAAUUGAAGAUGGCGACUCCAGGGAGCUCCCUCCUUUUAAAACUAAAGUUCCUGAGCUAUUUCCAGAGGAGGCGGAUUACUUUUGGUCCCAACCUUCAGAGAAGAUCCUCUCUUCAGGAAAAAGCAUGAGACAAUGGACCAGUGGCCUCAUACUCCAAAUAUCUGAUUGGCUCAGUGAUCCUAGAAUCGGACCGUCUUUGCUUUUGGCAGCAUUGAUGUCAUUCGGUUUUAUUUGGCUAAAGCUAAAUAGAAGUCAAUCAACUCAACCUAGCAACCAGGAUGAAUCCAGUCAACCAAGGGUAAAGGAUGAGAAUAGACCACAGCGAAGGAAUCGUCGAAAAAAUGACUCAAACAAGCUCAUUCCACCUUCCAUCACUGACGAAGAACCAAAAGAUGCUCAACAAAUACGUGUUCGAUUUCAUCGUACAAAUUUCCCUAAAUUAUCAAAUUCGAAGUUAUGGGAAAGGGCUCGAAAUCCAAGGAUGCAGGAGGGAAGGGACAAAGGCAAAGGAGCGAAGGGUGAUGGCCUUGGAACCUGCACCUACGUCAAAGCUAGGCACAUCUUGUGUGAGAAGCAAGGAAAAAUCAAUGAAGCAUAUAAGAAGCUACAAGAUGGCUGGCUGAGUAAUGGAGACAAGGUUCCGCCAGCAGAGUUUGCCAAACUAGCUGCAGAAUAUUCAGAAUGUCCAUCUGGAAAGAAAGGUGGGGACUUGGGAUGGUUUCCCCGCGGCAAGAUGGCUGGUCCAUUUCAGGAGGUUGCGUUUAACACAGUUGUUGGAGCUACCACUGCACCAUUUAAGUCAACACAUGGAUACCACAUUAUCUUGUGUGAAGGAAGGAAGAACUGA
This is a messenger RNA of Fraxinus pennsylvanica, 2529 nucleotides long. The record is from the annotation of a GenBank genome assembly. NCBI's taxonomy places the organism in Eukaryota, Viridiplantae, Streptophyta, Magnoliopsida, Lamiales, Oleaceae.